CAUUAGUCUGAGGGGAGAGCACACACGGGGGAGACAUGAACACCUGCUGGGCCCUAAUUUUGGUCCCCGCACUCCUGGCUCUUGGGAGGUGCAGCCCAAUCCAGCCAGAGGACAAUAUCCAGAUCCAGGAGAACUUUGAUCUCCAGAAGAUUUAUGGCAAAUGGUACGACAUUGCCAUCGGCUCCACCUGCAAAUGGCUGAAGCACCACAAGGAAAAGUUCAACAUGGGGACACUGGAGCUUAGCGAUGGGGAGACCGACGGGGAGGUGCGGAUUGUGAACACAAGGAUGAGGCACGGAACCUGCUCUCAGAUUGUUGGGUCCUAUCAGAAGACAGAGACCCCAGGGAAGUUCGACUAUUUCAACGCACGGUGGGGAACCACGAUCCAAAACUACAUUGUCUUCACUAACUACAAUGAGUAUGUCAUCAUGCAGAUGAGGAAGAAGAAGGGAUCGGAGACCACAACGACCGUCAAGCUGUAUGGGCGGAGCCCAGACUUGCGUCCGACCCUCGUUGAUGAAUUCAGGCAGUUUGCCUUGGCUCAGGGCAUUCCUGAAGACUCCAUCGUGAUGCUACCUAACAAUGGUGAGUGCUCUCCAGGGGAAAUAGAAGUGAGACCACGGAGAACUCAGAGGGCGGUCCUUCCUGAGGAAGAGGAGGGGUCUGGAAUGGAGAACAGCCCCUUUUCCAAAAACAAGGGAGAGUCCUGCAGGCUGGCCCCAGCAUCGGGCCCUUGCUUGGGCAAUCACAACCGCUACUUCUACAACUCCUCCACCAUGGCCUGCGAGACGUUUCAGUAUGGCGGCUGCCUUGGGAACAACAACAACUUCCAUUCUGAGAAAGAGUGUCUGCAAACCUGCAGGACAGAGGCUGCCUGUCGUUUGCCGAUUACCCCCGGCCCAUGCAAGACGGCCAAGACACAUUGGGCCUUUGAUGCGGCGCAAGGAAAGUGCGUGACGUUCUCCUACGGCGGGUGCCAGGGGAAUGGGAACCAGUUCUACACGGAGAAGGAGUGCAAGGAGUACUGCGGGGUACAGAAAGAUGUGAGUGAAGAGUUACUGUAAGGAUCAAGCCGUGACUCCGUCUCUCUUUCCUAUACCCACCCGGGGGUGCCAGUCGCCUCAUCAGCCUCCAAACAAAGGAACCCCAAAAUAUAUGAAAACUGAGGGGCCGCAAUAUAUGAAAAAUGAGGGGUCAUGGUGUGACCAUGGGAUCAAUGGGAUGAUCUUCAGCAUGGGGGGGUGGGCUCAGUAGAAAUCACUUCAAACCUCAAUAAACUGUUAUUCCA
Messenger RNA from Xenopus laevis (African clawed frog), 1288 nucleotides. It is a transcript of the gene ambp.L, whose product is annotated as alpha-1-microglobulin/bikunin precursor L homeolog. Gene Ontology annotation, cellular component: endoplasmic reticulum; mitochondrial inner membrane; nuclear membrane. Lineage: Eukaryota; Metazoa; Chordata; Amphibia; Anura; Pipidae. The record is from RefSeq and is marked validated. Gene Ontology annotation, molecular function: endopeptidase inhibitor activity; serine-type endopeptidase inhibitor activity.